Molecule: messenger RNA, 13453 nt
Organism: Antechinus flavipes (yellow-footed antechinus)
Lineage: Eukaryota; Metazoa; Chordata; Mammalia; Dasyuromorphia; Dasyuridae
Gene: TLN2
Product: talin 2
Exons: 56
Coding region: 30-7658 (2542 amino acids)
Biological process (GO): cell-cell adhesion
Cellular component (GO): cytoskeleton; ruffle; focal adhesion
Molecular function (GO): integrin binding; structural constituent of cytoskeleton; actin filament binding
Source: RefSeq, a predicted model, not a curated record
GAGGGGGAGCCUUCAAAUUACCAAGGAAAAUGGUGGCCUUGUCAUUAAAGAUAUGUGUCCGCCACUGCAAUGUGGUGAAGACUAUGCAGUUUGAACCAUCCACAGCAGUGUAUGAUGCAUGCCGCGUCAUUCGGGAGCGGGUUCCUGAGGCACAAACUGGACAAGCUUCUGACUAUGGCUUAUUCCUAUCGGAUGAGGAUCCCAGGAAAGGCAUUUGGCUGGAAGCUGGCAGAACGCUGGACUACUAUAUGCUGCGGAAUGGGGAUAUUUUGGAAUAUAAAAAGAAACAAAGACCUCAAAAAAUACGGAUGCUGGAUGGAUCGGUGAAGACAGUGAUGGUGGAUGAUUCCAAAACUGUUGGGGAAUUACUGGUCACGAUUUGUAGCAGGAUAGGUAUAACCAAUUAUGAAGAAUAUUCGUUAAUCCAAGAAAUAAUUGAGGAGAAAAAAGAGGAAGGAACGGGUACACUCAAAAAGGACAGAACAUUACUACGAGAUGAAAGGAAAAUGGAGAAGCUAAAGGCCAAACUACACACUGAUGAUGAUUUAAAUUGGCUAGAUCAUAGUCGAACAUUCAGAGAACAAGGAGUGGAUGAAAAUGAAACAUUGCUGCUUAGACGGAAAUUCUUUUAUUCAGACCAGAAUGUGGAUUCAAGAGAUCCUGUGCAGCUGAAUUUGCUUUAUGUUCAGGCUCGAGAUGAUAUCCUGAAUGGUUCUCAUCCAGUCUCCUUUGAGAAAGCUUGCGAGUUUGGUGGAUUUCAAGCCCAGAUACAGUUUGGACCUCACGUAGAACAUAAACAUAAACCUGGGUUUUUAGAUCUAAAGGAAUUUCUGCCCAAAGAAUACAUCAAGCAAAGAGGAGCUGAAAAAAGAAUAUUUCAGGAGCACAAAAACUGUGGGGAGAUGUCGGAAAUAGAAGCCAAGGUGAAAUACGUAAAACUUGCACGUUCUCUCCGGACAUAUGGCGUCUCCUUUUUCCUUGUGAAGGAAAAGAUGAAGGGUAAGAACAAAUUGGUCCCCCGAUUGCUUGGUAUCACUAAGGACUCAGUGAUGCGAGUGGAUGAAAAGACUAAGGAAGUCUUGCAAGAAUGGCCACUUACUACUGUCAAGCGCUGGGCAGCAUCACCCAAGAGUUUUACUCUGGAUUUUGGGGAGUAUCAGGAAAGUUAUUAUUCUGUACAAACAACUGAAGGAGAGCAGAUAUCUCAAUUAAUUGCGGGUUACAUUGACAUCAUCCUCAAGAAGAAACAAAGUAAAGAUAGAUUUGGAUUAGAGGGAGAUGAGGAAUCAACAAUGUUAGAAGAAUCUGUUUCCCCUAAAAAGUCCACCAUCCUACAGCAACAGUUCAAUCGAACAGGGAAGGUCGAGCAUGGCUCUGUGGCGUUGCCAGCUGUCAUGCGCUCCGGUUCCAGCGGACCAGAAACUUUCAACAUUGGCAGUAUGCCCUCCCCCCAGCAGCAAGUCAUGGUUGGCCAGAUGCAUCGAGGACACAUGCCGCCAUUGACGUCAGCCCAGCAGGCCCUGAUGGGAACAAUUAAUACAAGCAUGCAUGCGGUUCAGCAAGCUCAGGCGGACCUCAGUGAAGUUGAUAACCUGCCGCCUCUUGGGCAAGACAUGGCCUCUAGGGUAUGGGUUCAGAACAAAGUCGAUGAAUCAAAACAUGAAAUCCACUCUCAGGUUGAUGCUAUCACGGCUGGAACAGCUUCAGUUGUUAACCUCACAGCUGGUGAUCCUGCAGACACAGAUUACACGGCCGUGGGCUGUGCAAUCACCACCAUCUCUUCUAACUUGACGGAAAUGUCCAAGGGCGUGAAGCUCCUCGCGGCGCUCAUGGAUGAUGACGUGGGCAGCGGAGAAGACCUCCUGAGGGCCGCACGGACGUUAGCCGGGGCGGUGUCCGACCUGUUGAAGGCUGUGCAGCCCACUUCUGGAGAGCCUCGACAGACUGUGUUGACUGCUGCUGGAAGUAUUGGUCAAGCCAGUGGGGAUCUUUUGAGACAGAUUGGAGAGAAUGAAACAGAUGAGCGAUUCCAAGAUGUACUGAUGAGUUUAGCCAAAGCUGUUGCUAAUGCUGCCGCCAUGUUGGUGUUGAAAGCAAAGAAUGUUGCCCAGGUGGCAGAAGAUACUGUUCUGCAGAACAGAGUAAUUGCUGCUGCAACCCAGUGUGCCCUCUCUACCUCCCAGCUGGUAGCUUGUGCUAAGGUGGUGAGCCCCACUCUCAGCUCCCCCGUGUGCCAGGAACAACUGAUUGAGGCUGGAAAACUUGUCGACCGGUCAGUGGAAAACUGCGUCCGAGCCUGCCAGGACGCCACAGACGACAGCGAGCUCCUGAAGCAGGUCAGCGCAGCAGCCAGCGUGGUCAGCCAGGCCUUGCACGACCUCCUGCAGCACGUCCGGCAGUUUGCCAGCCGAGGGGAGCCGAUUGGCCGCUAUGACCAGGCAACUGACACCAUCAUGUGCGUUACUGAGAGCAUCUUCAGCUCAAUGGGAGAUGCUGGUGAGAUGGUCCGGCAGGCCAGAGUGCUGGCCCAAGCCACCUCGGACCUUGUCAACGCCAUGAGGUCCGACGCUGAAGCGGAAAUCGACAUGGAGAACUCCAAAAAGCUUCUGGCGGCCGCCAAACUCCUGGCUGACUCUACUGCGCGAAUGGUCGAGGCUGCAAAGGGCGCUGCUGCUAACCCAGAAAAUGAAGAUCAGCAACAGAGACUGAGGGAAGCUGCAGAAGGUCUCCGGAUUGCAACCAAUGCAGCUGCUCAGAAUGCUAUUAAGAAAAAAAUUGUCAACCGAUUGGAGGUUGCAGCAAAACAAGCUGCAGCUGCUGCCACUCAGACAAUUGCGGCAUCCCAGAACGCGGCUAUUUCUAACAAGAACCCAGCAGCUCACCAACAACUUGUCCAGAGCUGCAAGGCUGUAGCUGAUCAUAUUCCUCAGCUGGUCCAAGGGGUAAGGGGGAGCCAAGCUCAAGCAGAAGAUCUCAGUGCUCAACUAGCUCUCAUCAUUUCCAGCCAGAACUUCCUCCAGCCGGGAAGCAAAAUGGUGGCGUCUGCCAAAGCCGCGGUACCUACUGUCAGUGACCAGGCUGCGGCUAUGCAGCUGAGCCAAUGUGCCAAGAACCUUGCUACCAGCCUGGCGGAGCUGAGAACUGCCUCCCAAAAAGCACAUGAAGCCUGUGGCCCAAUGGAAAUUGAUUCUGCUUUGAACACCGUACAGACUCUCAAAAAUGAACUACAGGACGCCAAAAUGGCAGCUGUGGAGAGUCAGCUAAAACCACUCCCUGGAGAAACUCUCGAAAAGUGUGCCCAGGACCUAGGAAGUACUUCAAAAGCUGUUGGGUCUUCAAUGGCCCAAUUACUGACUUGUGCUGCUCAAGGAAAUGAACACUACACAGGGGUGGCUGCAAGAGAGACAGCCCAGGCUUUGAAAACUCUGGCGCAGGCAGCUCGAGGAGUAGCAGCAUCCACCAAUGAUCCUGUGGCAGCUCAUGCUAUGUUGGAUUCAGCCAGAGAUGUGAUGGAGGGCUCAGCCAUGCUCAUUCAAGAAGCUAAGCAGGCCCUGAUUGCCCCUGGAGAUGCAGAAAGUCAACAGAGACUAGCUCAGGUGGCCAAAGCUGUGUCACAUUCUUUGAACAAUUGUGUGAAUUGCCUCCCCGGGCAGAAGGAUGUGGAUGUGGCCCUGAAGAGCAUUGGCGAAUCCAGCAAGAAGCUGCUUGUUGAUUCACUACCACCAAGUACCAAGCCUUUCCAGGAAGCUCAAAGUGAAUUGAACCAGGCUGCGGCUGACCUGAACCAAUCAGCAGGGGAGGUGGUCCACGCCACCCGGGGACAGAGCGGAGAACUAGCAGCUGCCUCUGGAAAAUUCAGUGAUGACUUUGAUGAAUUCCUCGAUGCCGGCAUUGAAAUGGCUGGGCAAGCUCAGACUAAAGAGGACCAGAUCCAAGUGAUAGGGAACCUCAAGAAUAUCUCCAUGGCAUCCAGUAAGCUGUUGUUAGCGGCUAAAUCUCUCUCCGUUGAUCCAGGGGCCCCUAAUGCAAAAAAUCUCUUAGCAGCAGCUGCAAGAGCUGUGACAGAAAGCAUUAACCAACUCAUCACACUGUGUACCCAGCAAGCACCAGGCCAGAAGGAGUGUGACAAUGCCCUCAGGGAACUUGAGACUGUGAAGGGAAUGUUGGAUAAUCCCAAUGAACCUGUCAGUGAUCUCUCCUACUUUGACUGCAUUGAGAGUGUAAUGGAAAAUUCCAAGGUCCUGGGUGAAUCAAUGGCAGGAAUAUCUCAAAAUGCCAAGACGGGUGACCUUCCUCUAUUUGGAGAAUGUGUGGGAAUUGCAUCCAAGGCCCUCUGUGGCCUCACAGAAGCUGCAGCCCAGGCUGCUUACCUCGUUGGCAUCUCUGAUCCCAACAGCCAGGCGGGGCACCAGGGUCUCGUGGAUCACAUCCAGUUUGCCAGGGCUAAUCAGGCGAUCCAGAUGGCUUGUCAGAACCUGGUGGAUCCAGGCAGCAGUCCGUCACAGGUUUUGUCAGCUGCCACAAUUGUUGCCAAGCACACCUCCGCCUUGUGCAACGCUUGUCGCAUCGCUUCAUCUAAGACAGCCAACCCAGUGGCCAAGAGGCAUUUUGUUCAGUCGGCAAAGGAGGUCGCCAACAGCACUGCCAACCUGGUGAAAACCAUCAAGGCUCUGGAUGGAGAUUUCUCUGAAGACAAUCGCACUAAGUGUCGAAUUGCAACUGUGCCCUUGAUUGAAGCAGUUGAAAAUCUGACAGCAUUUGCUUCCAACCCUGAGUUCGUCAGCAUUCCAGCCCAGAUCAGCUCUGAGGGAUCUCGAGCACAGGAACCCAUCCUAGUCUCAGCUAAGACCAUGUUGGAGAGCUCAUCAUUCCUGAUCAGAACUGCUCGCUCCUUGGCCAUCAAUCCUAAAGACCCACCCACCUGGUCUGUUCUUGCUGGACAUUCUCAUACUGUAUCAGAUUCAAUCAAAAGCCUCAUCACUUCCAUUAGGGAUAAGGCUCCAGGCCAGAGAGAGUGUGACUAUUCCAUUGAUGGCAUCAAUAGGUGCAUCCGAGAUAUUGAACAAGCCUCUCUGGCUGCAGUCAGCCAGAACUUGGCCACAAGGGAUGACAUCUCGGUGGAGGCUUUGCAGGAGCAGUUGACAUCCGUGGUCCAGGAGAUCGGGCACCUUAUUGAUCCCAUUGCUACAGCAGCGAGGGGAGAGGCAGCCCAGUUGGGACACAAGGUCACACAGCUGGCGAGUUACUUCGAACCCUUGAUCUUAGCCGCGGUCGGUGUUGCAUCUAAAAUUCUAGAUCAUCAACAGCAGAUGACGGUGCUGGACCAGACCAAAACACUGGCGGAAUCUGCUCUACAGAUGUUGUAUGCUGCCAAGGAAGGUGGAGGCAACCCCAAGGCACAGCACACCCAUGACGCCAUCACAGAGGCUGCCCAGCUAAUGAAAGAAGCGGUGGAUGAUAUUAUGGUCACCUUGAAUGAAGCUGCCAGUGAAGUCGGAAUGGUGGGAGGAAUGGUAGAUGCGAUUGCAGAAGCCAUGAGCAAGCUGGAUGAAGGCACUCCUCCAGAACCAAAGGGAACUUUUGUUGACUACCAGACAACAGUGGUGAAAUAUUCUAAAGCCAUUGCUAUAACUGCACAAGAAAUGAUGACUAAGUCGGUUACUAACCCGGAGGAGUUGGGAGGACUUGCUUCACAAAUGACCAGUGACUAUGGGCAUUUGGCUCUCCAGGGCCAGAUGGCAGCAGCUACAGCUGAACCAGAGGAGAUUGGAUUCCAGAUCCGGACCCGUGUUCAGGAUCUCGGCCAUGGCUGUAUCUUCCUCGUCCAGAAGGCAGGAGCUCUUCAGGUCUGCCCCACUGACAGUUACACCAAGAGGGAGCUGAUAGAAUGUGCCCGCUCAGUCACUGAAAAGGUUUCUUUGGUUCUGUCCGCGCUCCAAGCAGGGAACAAAGGGACACAGGCUUGCAUUACUGCCGCCAGCGCCGUGUCGGGCAUCAUUGCGGAUCUGGACACGACCAUCAUGUUCGCGACAGCCGGGACCCUCAACGCCGAGAACAAUGAAACCUUUGCAGACCACAGGGAGAACAUUCUGAAGACAGCAAAGGCCUUGGUGGAAGAUACAAAACUACUGGUAUCAGGAGCUGCUUCAACUCAAGAUAAACUGGCCCAAGCCGCUCAGUCAUCAGCAGCCACCAUCACCCAACUUGCCGAGGUGGUGAAGCUGGGAGCAGCCAGCCUAGGUUCUGAUGAUCCUGAGACCCAGGUGGUGCUGAUCAAUGCCAUAAAAGACGUGGCCAAGGCCCUUUCUGAUCUUAUUGGUGCUACGAAAGGAGCUGCCAGCAAGCCAGCUGAUGAUCCAUCCAUGUACCAACUCAAGGGUGCAGCCAAGGUGAUGGUAACAAAUGUCACAUCUCUCCUAAAGACAGUGAAAGCUGUGGAGGAUGAAGCCACCAGAGGCACUAGAGCUCUGGAAGCUACUAUUGAGUACAUAAAACAAGAGCUCACGGUAUUUCAGUCAAAGGAAGUGCCAGAAAAGACAUCAUCACCUGAAGAAUCGAUAAGGAUGACGAAAGGCAUCACUAUGGCAACCGCCAAAGCCGUGGCCGCUGGGAACUCGUGCAGACAGGAGGAUGUGAUUGCUACUGCAAAUCUGAGCCGAAAAGCGGUGUCUGACAUGUUAGCAGCUUGUAAGCAAGCUUCAUAUCAUGCUGAUGUUGCUGAAGAUGUGAAAGCCAGAGCUUUGCGAUAUGGGACUGAAUGUACCUUAGGAUACCUGGAUCUCCUGGAACAUGUCCUUGUGAUUCUACAGAAACCAACACCAGAACUAAAGCAUCAAUUGGCCGCUUUCUCCAAGCGAGUGGCGGGUGCUGUGACGGAGCUUAUCCAGGCAGCAGAAGCCAUGAAAGGUACAGAGUGGGUGGAUCCGGAAGACCCGACAGUCAUUGCUGAAACUGAAUUACUGGGGGCUGCAGCAUCAAUUGAGGCUGCAGCUAAGAAGCUCGAGCAACUGAAGCCAAGAGCUAAACCAAAACAAGCAGAUGAGACUCUGGAUUUUGAAGAACAGAUCUUAGAAGCAGCCAAAUCCAUCGCAGCAGCCACGAGUGCUCUCGUCAAGUCGGCAUCGGCGGCCCAGAGAGAGCUGGUGGCCCAGGGGAAGGUUGGCGCGAUCCCCGCAAAUGCUGCCGACGAUGGACAGUGGUCUCAGGGACUGAUCUCCGCUGCGAGGAUGGUGGCGGCGGCGACCAGCAGCCUGUGUGAAGCCGCCAACGCCUCCGUGCAGGGCCACGCCAGCGAGGAGAAGCUGAUCUCCUCCGCCAAGCAGGUGGCGGCUUCCACGGCCCAGCUGCUGGUGGCCUGCAAGGUGAAGGCCGACCAGGAUUCAGAGGCCAUGCGGAGACUGCAGGCUGCAGGAAAUGCUGUGAAAAGAGCAUCUGACAAUCUCGUUCGUGCAGCACAGAAAGCAGCCUUUGGCAAAGCUGAUGAUGAUGAUGUAGUGGUGAAGACAAAGUUUGUGGGCGGCAUUGCUCAGAUCAUUGCUGCCCAAGAAGAAAUGCUGAAGAAAGAACGAGAACUAGAAGAAGCAAGGAAAAAACUGGCUCAGAUCCGCCAGCAGCAGUACAAAUUCCUCCCCACAGAAUUGAGAGAGGAUGAAGGCUAAAUCCCAAAGCUGAGGUUGAGAGCCCAGGGGACGCUAUAGAAAGAACCGAACUGACAUCAUUCUAAUGGGCCAUGGGCUUCCCUGGAAACUGUCUGCAGGUGCUUAGAACAAGCACCAACAAUGUGUGUGUAUGUUCUUGUUCAUCUGUACAGCAAAAGCUGCAUGAUUGUGGUACAGUGUCCCCAUCCACCGUUCUUCCUUCUCUUCUCCUUCCUCAUUCACUGUAUCUCAGGAGAGGAUACACAUUUUAUGAACUGUUACCCCCUCUUCUCCCCACCUCAAAAAAAAAAAAAAAUCAGUAUUAUGUCAUUCUCAGACACUUGGAUUUUGUCAAUCUUUCCCCUUGGCCUGUUAUUGGGAUCUUUGGGGGAAUCUUAAUAGGAAGAAAGAAAAAACUGUUUGAGGAAAAGGCAUUCGUGUCACAGGUAUCUACCACUAUGGAGUAAAUGAUUCUUCUCCUUCUCCCGAAAAGAUGGCAGAAUUGUUUUGGACACAGUAAGCCACAAACGCAAACCAGUGUGGACUCCAGGAGGGCGAUGGGUGUCUCCCCCAUUUUGUGUUUUGGUAAUUGACUCACCUCGAAUUUUAGAAGAAUCAUUGCUCCCAAUUGCACUAGUCUGUGGGUCUGUUCUUGCCCCUUAUCUGUCAUCUUCUUGUAUGAUAUGUACCAAUUGUAUAUUCUGUGGCCCAGGAAGUGAAAUGUUUUUUGUUUUUGUUUUUGUUUUUUUGUUCUUCCUCUAGUGGGCUAAGGAAAAAGAGGCCUGUCAGACCUUGGGAAGUAAGGGAUUGUAAUCAAACCUGCAUACUUAGUUACUUUUCUGAAGCUGCUUAGGCUCACAUAAAUACAGCCAUCCAUUCUCCUGUCUAGCUAUAAGAAAGCCAUCUUUUACAAGUUAUUUUGGGGCAUUCAUCCAGAAUGGAUGAAUAACUGAUGAAGAGAGGAAUUUAGUUUUUUUGGACAGUUUGUAUCCUUGGUACUAAGCCCCUGCAUCUAAGCCUUGGGGAAAUGACUAAGUUACCAGGGAAAGAGAUAAAUGAUAUCCAAAAAUUAAUAGCAUUGUGAAGGACUUCUCAGAUCUCUUGUUUGGCAAAAGAGAGAGAGGGUGAAUGGAGAAUUGCUCAGUGCCUCCUCCUCCUCCUUCCUCUUCUCCCAUCUCUAGGUCUUUCCCUGAAUCAAACUACUGCAUUCUCAGAAGAAGUCAUUUUCCAGAUUUAGAAAUUCAGUUGUUUAGGUGAGUCAAGGUGAGAAAUAAUUCCCAAACUCCAUCUCCUUGAUUGAGCAUCAGUAUAAACUAGGUUAUCGUUUUGGAACUUUCUAUAACUUUCACCUUAUUUUUUUUUACUUCCCCCUUACCUAAGUCCUUUUUGGAAUUUUUUUUUUUUUUAAUAUAGUGCUUCAUAAGGUACUUCACCAAUUCCCUGAAUUCCCAAGAGUAUUCUGAUGCUUCUGUUAAAGAAGGUACAUGUAAGAUGAGCCAGUCAUCCUAAGCAGAGUCUUUUGUAAAGUUAAUGGAGGGAUAUGGUUUCCAGAAGCUGCUAGUCGGACAAAGCUCUCACCCUCUGCCUCUUUCCUGGAGAGUGUUAGCUUUAUUUCCCUCUCCUUCCUUGCUGUCAUUGGCUCUGCAUGAUAUGGAGUGGAAAGUUCACUUAGAAUGGGAAAAGAUGGGCUUUCUAGCCUUCAAAAGGCUUCACUGUUAGAUUGCAAUGUAUUUCCAGAUGAAUCAACUAUAGGCAGACCCCAGUCCUGGCCCAUCAGUCUUGCCAUCCUUGCUCCUGAAAUCUUGUUAAUUGACUUCAGAGCAAUCUCAUAGUAUUCAAGUACCGUUUAGCUAAUGAAGACUUCCCCUAUUUAAGAGACUUGCAUGCACUAUACAUAUCAGGGAAGUUUUUUAGAGACUAGUAGAAACUUAAAGAUGAUAGUAUUUAGGUUUGAUUUUGGUUUUGUUUUAACUUGAGAAUGUGUAUGGGGAAUUGGGUUGAGAAGGCAGUGGGCUUAAUCCAUUCCCCAGAAUCAGUGAAUAGAUAGAACUGUGGCAUCUCAGGAAAAGGUAAAGAGCUCACAGAGUGUGGCAGCUGGUCUGUGUGGAUGCUGCCUGGAGCUUGCCCCAUCUCUGAGCCUCUUCAGGGCUCCUCUCAGGGGAAGCCCCCCUUGCUACGCUCCUGCCUCCCACAUGUGGUGAUGAUGGUGAAGAUUGUUCCUCCAUGUCACACAGUUUAGUGAGAGGAGUCUGAAAUAUCAAUAGAUCUUUUCUAAUGUAUUUGCUUUAGGAAACUGGCAGAAGUGAAUAAAUAAAAGCCAAAUUCUUUGCAGCUAUGAGGAACAGGAAAGAAAGACGAAGUUUAUUUUUGUAGAGUCUAAAUGUCCCCUUUGUCAGGGUUUGCUGCUGCUGUUACCCUUCUGGAUGCUUUUUUUUUUUUUUCAGAAUAGAUUAUUCCAUGCAGUGUAGCCUUAGCUGCUGCUUUCCUCUCUUAGCAUGUAUGUAGCACACACACACACACAAAACACCUUAUGUGAGUAACUUCAUUUUGGGCGAUUAGAUGUGAGCUGUUUUAUCCAUAAAAUGGUAUAUGGCUUGGUGGUAGGUUUAGACAUUCUUAGCAGUUGUUCCCUCUAGAUCUUACCUCUUAUAUUUUUAAGAGAGCAUCUUCCUCUCCCUAAAAUUCAGAGUUUUCUGAAAGACAGUAUCUCCAAAUAUGAGUCUUUGUUCCAAGAAAUCACUUUCUUUUCAUAAGAUCAUAGCUAUACACAGAGGGGGUCCUUAAAUCUUUGAGUUCUGAACCCCUUUGUCACUUUGAAACUUCUAGACCCCUUCUCAGAUUGUUUAUUAAAUAUGUAAAAUAAAAUAUAUAGGAUUACAUAAGAAAUUGAAAUAUAAUUAUAAAAGUUUACAAUCUGAGCUUAAAAACCCUGACUUAAUCCAACUUCCCACUCCUUAUUUUACUAGGAGAAAAUUAAGGCCAAAAGAGGGAGAGAUGAAGUGAUUUGAUGAAAGUCACAUAGCUGGUAAAUAAUAGUGAGGACUCGGGUCCAAGUCUCCCGAUUCCAAAUCCGAUCUUGACAGUUCUGUCAACAAGGAGGUGAUAAUCAAGGCUCUCUAAAUAUCUGGUUUAGACAAGGGUCACCCAUAGAGAUAUAAACAAGAUUAGAUUGCCUAUUAAAUGUGAGAUGUGCUGGUCUGGCUUUUUUUUUCUUAUUUAGGACCUAGAGUUUUAUUUUGAUCCCUAUAGUCCAAAGGCCUGCCAACUGAAAAGUUGUUGUUGAGUAUUUAAGAAGUCACUUUGGGGGCAGCUAGGUGGUGCAGUAGAUAGAGCACCAGCCCUGAAGUCAAGAGGACCUGAAUUUAAAUCUGUUCUCAGACACUUCCUAGCUGUGUGACCCUGGGCAAGUCACUUAAUCCCAAUUGCCUCAGAAGAAAAAGAAAAAGUCACUUUGAAAUGAAUAACAGGAAGCAACUUAGUGUUUCUCUUUGUAAAAUGAUCUCCAUUGCUCCAAAACUGAACUAGGCCCAGAGAUGAAACUGAUCAGUAAGAUAAGAUACCCCAAGAUAAUCUGAUUUUUUUUGCAAAAAGAUAUUAGGGCAAAGGGCUAAAAGGUCCAAAAGUCACAGGUACUAAAUGUUUUAUCUUCAGUCAUAGACUUUAAUUAUUGAUUCAUCUCCUAAUCAAUACCAAGCAUCAGUGCAUAAAAUAGAGGAAAACUGGAAACUCAUAAAGUAUAGCUUUUUGAAAUUUGGACUUUAACAAGGUGAUAGGAAAUGUUAGACCAGCCGUGAUAGGUCCUGAGCCUCUGCUCUGCUUAGAGUCCAGCCUAAGAAGUACACAUCUUAAGCUUCUUUACAAACUAAUUUCAUAGAAGAAAUGAGAUUUAUAGAAAUUAACUCUUAAUGGCAUCUUAUAUUUGCAAGUACUGGUUUUCUGAGAGUGUGCUCUUGUUAAUAUGUACCCAGUGAGUGUAUGGACAAAACAAAUUUACAAUCUUCUUUACCAUCACCAACAAGAGAGAAAAACCACACAAAAAUCUAAAAAUUUAAAAUCUAAAAAAAAAAAAAAUUUAGAAUUUGGGUUCUAUUGUGAUACUAUGAUCUGUAAGAUUUACUAUUAGAUUUUUAAUUUCUCUCCUGUGUGUGUGUGUAAGAGAGAGAGAAUGACUAUGAGAAUGUCUGUGUCCGUCAGAGGCAUAUGCAGAGUUGCCAGCUGGUAUUUCUAGUACCACUGACUAAGGUACCUCACUAGAAUUUGGACUAUAGCCCCCAGGCCCAGCUUUUAGAAAUCCCUUGCAUCCACUAACUCAAAAUGUCCUGUCCAGCCUCCCUCUCCUAAUCAAAGAAAUGGUUUUUCCUUGGGUGUCUCCCAGAACCUUGUGCCUUCUUCUUAAUUAAGUUUCCUGUCCAUAUUGUUGCACUGGGCCAUUUUUAAAUUAGCAGAAAGGGAAAGGUGCAAAAUCAUUCUCCCAAAGGAGAUUUAUGUAGUUAGUAUAUAGACUUGAAAGAUGGGGUUAAUAAUCUUCCACCUUUAGUCAUGACUUUUUGUCUAUGCUUUAAACCAAAUUUCUAGAUUAAAAUAAAGAUGUAAUUUAGAUUAUACUCUUAUAAUAAGGGCUCUUCUAGAACCCAAAGAAGAAGAUAACACUGGAAACACAAAUAAAAUAUCUCUACAGCCUUAGAUACAAACAGCUUAAAUUUGUGUAUUUGUUCAGAGUAAAAGCUGGAGCACUUAUUGAGCCCGGUCGCUCCAUAUAAGGGCUAGUCUUCUUUGUGGUGCAGUAUAAAGACGUGUAAAGACAGAACAAGAUAGUAGGAAACUUCACUGAAUUCAGCUUUGUGAAUUAUGGAUUACAGCCUGAGUUAUCUUUCCCACUACUUAAUUUUAGUUUUGUUUUUCAGUAAACAAGCAUUUUUCCCCCUCUGUCCUACCGUUUUAUUGAAUAAAUUGUAUUUAUUGAGGAAGGUAGGGGGUGGGAGUAAGAAGAAUACCACAAGGGGUGAAGAAAUCCAAAACCUUUAUAGAUGAGCAAAGUCAAAAAUCAAUCCCCAAUUGAUCAGGACCAAAAACUAUCAUUCUCUAUCCGGAGGUGGGCAGCAGACUUCAUUAAAAGUUCCUCUGGAAUCAUGUUUUCCUACUAUCUAGUGCAAAUUAUCUUUCCCACUCUCCAUCUGGGAAAAAAAAUGGCACCGCUGCUAGUUUUGGAAUUCUGGAAGGUGAAAAUGAAUAUGCAAUAUAUAGAUUUCUCAAGUUUUAAGUUCAUAAAAGUCUCCAAGUCCCCAUUUCUCUGUGGUAUCUGAGUCUCUCUGCUUUAGAGAAAUAUUGCAAGUAAAUUAAAUGUCUUCUCCCUGGGAUUGGGCCAAACCUCCCACAGACUUUGCAUUCUGGGUUAAUGGACUAAGAUGCUCUUGACAUCCCAUAAGAUUCCUACCCUUCACUGGCUCCAUCUUUCUCCCUCUAUAAAUGGUAAUGUGUUAUGUCGUUAGAAAUGGACUUUAUGUUGAUUUUUCUUAAAAAAAAGAAAACACUAUGAAGGGAUUUUUUUUCUAAUUGAAGUUCAACCCUUUUCUUGCUGUGAAUCUGCUUCCUUACCUUUCUUACAAGCAUCCAUGUUUUAAAUGCUGAACCUCGGACUCAAUUGUUCCAGGGUGUAUGAGACAGGUUUUUGCUUGGCAGCUUGCCUUCUUCAGGCUGCGAAUCCAGAAGGAAUCAGGAAUGGUCCAUCCCUGAUGUCAUAGUGUCUGUAUGCUAUUUAUCUGGCCACAGAAAUUAUUUUUUUGUAUUCACCAGAAAUAAACUUUUAAAGAAAUGAA